Molecule: messenger RNA, 321 nt
Organism: Plasmopara halstedii
Lineage: Eukaryota; Oomycota; Peronosporomycetes; Peronosporales; Peronosporaceae
Exons: 1
Coding region: 22-270 (82 amino acids)
Source: RefSeq, a predicted model, not a curated record
CAUGAAUGUACUGCUUAUUGAAUGGGAAGUCAGUUUCAAAAGCACUUUUUUUUAUUUGAUGACACAAAGUGCAAAUCUGAUCGAUUUAGCGCCGCGCAUCAUUCUCUGAUGACGCCUACUUUGGAAGACUCAACUGCAUCACAUGAUCUGAAAUUGUUUUCUGUUAUCCAAACGUUGCCGUUCCUUGACCAUGUAAAAGUGCACCUCAUCCCGUCGCAUGUGAUCUUGUUGAACCUAACUCUUUGUCGCCAUCGCGUUUUUUUCCACUAGAAAUGUCAUCUUUCUUUUUUCUUCUUCAAUGAUUAAGCGGAUGACAUAAUU